This is a messenger RNA of Durusdinium trenchii, 2480 nucleotides long. Lineage: Eukaryota; Dinophyceae; Suessiales; Symbiodiniaceae. The record is from the annotation of a GenBank genome assembly.
UUCAAGACUUGUUUGCUACUAGUAACCAGUGCAUCGCUUCUAGUAACAAGUGCCUUGCUAGUAGUAACAAGAAGCUACAACAAGAUACGGGGAAGAAGGGAAGAAAUGCUGAAAGAAAGAAAGAAUCACUGGUGCACGCAGCCGCUUGGAUCACGGUGGCUGAAGUCCAAAUGGAAGAGGUGGACAAUGGCGCGGACAAAGUUCAGUCUGUCAUGGAAGCAUUUCAAAAGUAUGAUUUGGAUGGAGAUGGGAUGAUUGACUUCAAGGAGUUGGCUGCGCUAAUGCGUGGCUUGGCAGGGACACCGGUGACACCAUGGGAGGAUCAUGAAGUGAGAGCCUUGCUGAAAGCUAUGGAUUCCGACAAUGAUGGGAAGGUUCUUUUGACGGAGUUCGGCACUUGGCUUUUCGGACAACAGAUGUCAAAAGACGAGGAGUCCUUGCUGAAAACGGCCGAGCUGAAGUUGACGACCCCAAAAGGAGCCAAAGAAGGAACCGGCAUGAACAGCAAAGACAGUAGCAAAGCCGCAGGCAAAGCCGUCAAAGCUCACGGCAAAGCUGAAGGCUCAGGCUUAACGAAGAGCGCCAGCACGAGCAGCAAAAGGAGUGACACCAGUGCACGAGACAAACAUCCUCAGGUGCAUCCGCAAAAGGAAGAUGUUGAAGACGGAGAAGCAGAAGCUGAAGAGGAAGAUGAAGUGGAAGAGACCGGAGAAGACGACGAGGCGGAAGAGGAUGAAGAGGACGAACCCGAGGAAGAGGUGGAAGAGGAGGAAGAUGAAGUGGAAGAUGACGAAGAUGGGGCGGAAGAGGAUGAAGAUAUUGACGUUGACGACAAGGAGUUUACAAAGCUCAGUCAAACUGGUAGAAGUGCUUUGUGGCAGAAGUUGAUGCCUGCUCGAGAGGGUUCUGCACAAGAUGCAGCUGUGAGGAUGAAAACUUUGAAGCCACCCAAUUCGAAAAGACCGGGAGAUCACAAGCAUGCACUGCUUUAUUUGCAGAAUCAUGCCGGUUCCAAUGUCGAACUCGUUGGCAUUAAGCCUCCCGGUGCAGAUCGACAGAAGGCAUUGCGUUGGUUGAAGGAUGCACUCCUGAGAAUCAGCGAAGCUGGAGACAAGUCAUACCAACUGCCAGUGAAGUGGCUGAUUGGGAAUUAUCGCUUGUGGCCAGACGACGAUGAUAGUGGAUUUGUAGACUUGAAGCACUUGGCGGUUGAGAAGUUGGAUGCCAUUGGCCAAAAAUAUGAGGCUCAGUAUGUGGACCGAAAGCUUGGCAUGGAACUAGGCUCUGUGGGGGGAGACUUAGAAUUCAAGAUUCGACCGCGGCAGGAUCACUACCUCAAGGUGAUUGGACCAGUUGCGGAGUAUUUUGGAUUGAACGAAAUCUCCGACAAGGCCUUUCGCCGGCUCAGUCCUGAGGAAAAGGUCGAUGUUGAAGCUGAGCAUGAACGGAAGCAGCAAAGUUCCUUCAUUAUAUUCCUUCUGACUGCAGUUCAUGGUUUGGAUCAUAUCUUUCAAAGUUCUGCCAAAGAGAUUUGCGAAAGUGUGGGUGGUACCUCACGUGCACCUCCUCCAAAGGGCUUUAUGCGAAUGUGGGCCAAGCUUGACACGGACCAUGCAAAGGCAGAAAGCCCGAGGGCGGCAGAGAAUAUCGACACCAAUCGGGUUGCAUGGAUUUUUGAGGAGCCCUCACAACUUCGUGAUGCUUUCAAGAAAGCCAUGGAGGUCUUUGGAGCCCCACUUCGAGUGAAGAAUGGAUAUGAUCCAAACUUUGAUGCCAUGGGGGAGACGAAAGGUUAUCGUAAUAUUUUAGCCAAUUACAAGUUCAGCCCAUCGCUCACCUGGGGAACUCUUGCUAAAGAGUCAACGACACAAGCUGCCUGGGACAACUUUCGGAAGUUGCUGCUGAGCACCUUCUUGAACAUGGGUUACGCUGACGAGACUGCUUUUGAUGAAGAGCUUACGUACUACAUGCAUUGUUGUGAUGCAGCACGGGCACACUAUUCCAACCUGGACAAGGAACCUGUGGAGAUUGUAGUCGAGAUCCAGUACAUGCUCGCAUCAUACUUUGACAUGCGGAAGUACACCCACACAUGGUACAAGAUUGUUAGGGCAGAAGAUGCUGAAGCCUUGGUUGUUGACUACAACUCUUGAAGCUUGACUACAUGUCAACCCGUCAGGCAGAGCUCACACUGAGGCUACCAUCUAAAAGGGCUUUGCAUCGAAUCCUGUAGUGCACUGCCAAAGUUGUCCUAGCAUAUGCAAAUUGAACAAUGAAAAGAAUCGACUUCUGCAAUGAAUCUGCUUUUCAGUCCCCCUUGUCACUUUAAGUUUCAGUUGUGUCGCUGGGCGCAGGAAGCAACCAUUAGAAGUGCCUUCCAAAGGAAGUGGCCAUGCAAAGCAUGGCAAUGCACUGCGAGUCCAAUUGUUUUUCCGUCAGAGAUGCAGCAUACCUGACAUGGCAACACGCGCCUCUUUCGAGAA